Messenger RNA from Alnus glutinosa, 588 nucleotides. RefSeq lists its product as uncharacterized. The transcript is spliced from 2 exons. The coding region runs from base 14 to 391 and encodes 125 amino acids. NCBI's taxonomy places the organism in Eukaryota, Viridiplantae, Streptophyta, Magnoliopsida, Fagales, Betulaceae. The record is from RefSeq and is a predicted model, not a curated record.
UGUUGUGUAUCCCAUGCCUGGAGAAGAACAGUGGACAAAAACAAACGGCGAGCAUGUAGACCCACCAAUGAGUAGAAUACAACCUGGGAGGCCGAGAACAGUAAGGACUAGAGGACCAGACGAGCCCAGGAAUCAAUACAGGAUAAGGAAGGGUGGGGUUGUCAUGAGAUGUCAAAGAUGCAAGGUGAUUGGACACAAUGUAAGAACAUGCCCCCGUAUAAGAACAGAAGCAGUGAAUUAUAGAGGACAGUCUAGUAGUGAGGUACAAUCUGCAGUUGAUAGUGAAUCGAAUCCCCAAUCUACAUUUGAUACUGAACCGGUAGCUUUCAAUACUCUCACUACUUUUUUGGAAUUUUUCACUACUUUUGACACUAAUACUCAAAACUCUUAACUACAUUUUGCAGCCCUCAAUUCCCCCUAAUAUUCCCCCUAGUACCCCACAAGCCACUGUUGCAUCGUCUAGAGGUAGAGGUAGAGGUAGGGGGAUGGGUAUGAGUAGGGGUAGGGGUAGGGGUAGCAGGGCUAUUGGUAGGGGCAGGGGUAUGGGUCCACCAAUCCCACCAGGGCUUACAGCUUCAAGGGUUUCAG